ACAGAGCGAAAUCUGCUGCAUCGUCAAUGUUUGAGGCUCACAGUUCGCGCCAGACAUCUGGUUUGUAUAGAAGCCGAAACGCCGUCCCUCCAGGGCUGCCAGAGAACAUUCAAUUAAUGUGGAAUUCUGAAGCCUUCACUACGUAACGUGUUCUCAUCAGGUCAUUAACAGUUAAUGGAACUGCUGGAAUCUGGUUUGUAGGAGUUUCUGCCUGACUUCAUCAUAAGGAUGACUCUGCUACUGCUUCUUAUGGUCUCAUUCAUUGCUACUGGCAAUUGGGCACAAGAGAGAGUCUGGACGUGGCAAUGCCAGGAAGGACGAUGUGUAAAACAACUGCUUCAAAGGAAUGAGACCCCACAAGGCCUAGAAGCCUGCAAAUUAGUUUGCGACAUAUACAGCACUCUCUGGCCACGACCCACAGGCAAGGUGGAGCUUGGCAGAGUCCUUGUGCCCAUCAACUAUAAUGCCAUCACCAUUAUUGGAAUUUCAGGAGAGGGUCGAGCACUGAGUGAAAAUGUGGGGCAGCUCUUCAGCACAGCAGCUGACAACUUCCGUAAUCGGCUGACUACAAUGUUCAAAAAACAGGAACAGAGAACCUCUGGUGGCAAAUCACUUCAAGUGCAAGUCACAAUUCAUGACUCUUCCACGAGGACCUUGACGAUGGAAUCUGAUGAAAGCUAUGAGCUGUACAUAUCUGAAGCAGAUUAUAGCCAAGUGCACUGUAACAUAGUUUCUGCCCAGUUUUUCGGAGCCAACUACGGCUUGGAGACAUUAAGCCAGUUGACAACUUUUGAUGAUGCAGCAGAUAACUUGGUUAUCAUGCGGGAUGUGAAUAUCACGGACUCACCUGCAUUCCCCUUCCGAGCCCUUGUCCUCGACACAGCACGAAACUAUUUCUCAGUGGCUUCCAUCAAACGAACUAUAGAUGGCAUGGCAGCCAGUAAACUUAACACAUUCCACUGGCACCUUACAGACUCUCACAGCUUUCCUUUCCAGUCGAGUACAUACCCACAGCUGUCACAGUAUGGGGCCUACACACCACAACAGAUAUACACACCCCAAGAUAUCACAUCGGUGGUGGAAUAUGCAAGGGCACGAGGGGUGCGUGUACUUCCAGAAUUUGAUGCACCAGCACAUGUUGGGGAAGGAUGGCAAUGGGCAGGGCCUAAUGUCACAGUGUGUGUGAAUGCUCAGCCCUGGAACAAGUACUGUGUGGAGCCUCCAUGUGGUCAGCUUAAUCCGACCAAUGACACUGUCUACGAGAUUCUUGGAGGAAUAUACCAUGACAUAUUUGCUCUGUUUGACUCUGAUAUGUUCCAUAUGGGUGGAGAUGAGGUGAAUUUUGAAUGCUGGAGGUCCUCUCUAGACAUUGUAAACUGGAUGACAAGUCAGGGUAUGGGUCAGACAAAUGAUGAUUACCUGCAGCUGUGGGACAUGUUCCAAAAAAAGGCAUAUAUGAAGGUAGUGGAGGCAAAUGGAGGAAAUGAAAUUCCAAUAGUGCUCUGGACCAGCCACCUCACUGCAGAGGGAGCAAUAGACAAGUAUCUGGACAAUGAGAUAUACAUCAUUCAGAUCUGGACAACUGGACGAGAUGCAGCAAUUGCAAAUCUUGUCAACAAAGGUUUUCGUGUCAUCUUCUCCAACUACGAUGCCUUAUAUUUUGACUGUGGGUUUGGUGCUUGGGUUGCUGAAGGCAACAACUGGUGCUCACCUUAUAUUGGCUGGCACAAGGUGUACAUGAACAACCCAUACACUCUGCUCACCAACCUUGGAGUGGAUGUCAGUCCUGGAACAGCAGCAAGGGAACUAGUUCUGGGAGCUGAAGCAGCACUCUGGACAGAACAGGUUGAUGAGAGCUCCCUUGACGGACGCUUUUGGCCCCGUGCCGCUGCCAUGGCUGAACGGCUUUGGAGCAAUCCAGAUGAGGGGUGGCAACAAGCAGAAUACCGUAUGCUUGCUCACAGAGAACGCCUAGUGCAACGAGGAAUUCAGUCAGAAGCCCUGGAACCACAAUGGUGUUACCAGAAUGAAGGCUCUUGCCCAAGCCAAGGGUAAUGACAACUGAUGCAGCGAGCAAGAAGAACCUUGAGAAAAAGUUUAUGGAUAUGAACGGACAAAUAAACGUUGAUCCAUAUUA
Cryptotermes secundus is the source of this 2137-nucleotide messenger RNA. It is a transcript of the gene Hexo1, whose product is annotated as chitooligosaccharidolytic beta-N-acetylglucosaminidase. Gene Ontology annotation, cellular component: membrane. The transcript has 9 exons. Bases 229 to 2055 code for a protein of 608 amino acids. Gene Ontology annotation, biological process: glycosaminoglycan metabolic process; ganglioside catabolic process; carbohydrate metabolic process. NCBI's taxonomy places the organism in Eukaryota, Metazoa, Arthropoda, Insecta, Blattodea, Kalotermitidae. The record is from RefSeq and is a predicted model, not a curated record. Gene Ontology annotation, molecular function: beta-N-acetylhexosaminidase activity.